UUGCACGUGAGUACGUGAGCCAGCCGCAAGAUAGUUGCCAACAGUCAGCAGUUAUAUAUGAUGACGAUGGACGUCACAAAGCCGGAACCUCCCUCGGCGACGGCUGGUAUGGGUGGCGGUAAUACGGGCACCAUGUCCCUCGGUGGACUGAUCCCUCCCGGUUCCCAGCAACAGCAACAACAGUCCCAACAGCAGCAGCAACAACAGCAGAACACACUCAACAACCAAUCCGUUACUGGUGGUGGACCGGCAGGUGGUGGAGGUGGCGGUGGACCACCACCCCAUCCACAGCAGCAGCUUUGCGCCGGGUGUGGCAAACACAUCCAGGAUCGCUUUCUGCUGCGAGCGCUCGAUCUACUGUGGCACGAGGAUUGCCUGAAGUGUGGUUGUUGCGAUUGUCGGCUGGGUGAAGUUGGCUCCACACUGUACACCAAGGGUAACCUGAUGCUGUGCAAGCGGGAUUACUUACGGCUGUUCGGUAAUACGGGCUUCUGUGCUGCGUGCAACAAGGUAAUACCGGCGUUCGAGAUGGUGAUGCGAGCCCGCAACAAUGUCUACCAUCUGGAGUGUUUUGCCUGCCAGCAGUGCAAUCAUCGGUUCUGCGUAGGCGAUAAGUUUUACCUGUGCGAGAAUAAGAUACUGUGCGAGUACGACUACGAGGAGCGGCUCGUGUUCGCCUCGAUGGCCAACCAUCCAAUGCUGAAGCGUCAGAUCUCGCAGGGCAGUGGUGGACCAGUGAUGCAAAACGGACAUGGCGGCGGCGGCGGCGGUGGUGGUGGUGGAGGUGGAGGAGGCGGCAUUAACGGUGGACCUCAGAUGCAGGCGGGCCCGGGCCAAGGCCAAGGACAGGGCAUGGGUGGUAUCCCUUCGCCACAGCAAAACGGUGCCAACGGUAACCUGAUGGGGCUCGUCGGUCAGCGGAGCACGGGCACUGGAGGAGGCGGCGGCGGCGGAGGAGGAGGAGGAGGAGGUACAGUUAGUGGUUCAGGAGGUGUGGGCGCAGGUGGUACUGGUGGAGUUGGCGGUGGCGAUCACAAUAACAACAGUAGUAGUUUGUCGGCGGCGCUGGCCGGUGGACCGUCGCCGUUCGGAACGCCCGCCCAUAUCAAGGCGGCACUUAGCACGGCCAGUUAAACGAUGGUUCCUUAGUUGUUUUGCU
Messenger RNA from Anopheles maculipalpis, 1159 nucleotides. RefSeq names its product LIM/homeobox protein Lhx6 (gene Bx). The coding region runs from base 58 to 1134 and encodes 358 amino acids. Gene Ontology annotation, molecular function: DNA-binding transcription factor binding; transcription coactivator activity. The transcript has 4 exons. The record is from RefSeq and is a predicted model, not a curated record. Lineage: Eukaryota; Metazoa; Arthropoda; Insecta; Diptera; Culicidae. Gene Ontology annotation, biological process: positive regulation of transcription by RNA polymerase II. Gene Ontology annotation, cellular component: nucleus.